Closterium sp. NIES-65 is the source of this 708-nucleotide messenger RNA. The record is from the annotation of a GenBank genome assembly. Lineage: Eukaryota; Viridiplantae; Streptophyta; Zygnematophyceae; Desmidiales; Closteriaceae.
AUGGCCAAGGCCUUGCCGCGCCCGUCACAGGCUGCGUCCCGUCACACAUCUCCCGCCCGGCGCGCACAGAAGCUCCGUGGAGCGCACGAUGCACCCCACGCUGGGAUCGCUGCGAUGCCCAUUUACGCACACGUGCCCGAUUGCCCUCCUCACCUCUCUGCUCUACCACUUACCACCAACGCCUCGACGUGUCUUGCUCUGCUGCCUCUCGCGCAACCGUCUUGUGCGCGCCUCCUCUCGCCAUCCGAACCAGCGCCGGUUGUCGGAACUCGUACAGUGCUCAAAGCGGAAGAGCGAGCAGCACCCAGCGGAAGCGGCCGCACGGGGAAUAGCAAGGCCGUGCGUGCGCUGCUCGCCAUCGUCGCCGUCAUCGCCGCCCAGUUUGCCGCGCUGCCAAGUGCUCUAGUGGGUGGGUGGCAUGCCUCAUCUCUGCCUUCCCUGUCCCCGCUUCCGUGCCGCGCUGUGCUGCAGACGACAUCUGCCUGCCAGUAUGCGUACUGCCCUGCCAACUCCAAGUGCAGCGCACCCGCCGACGACCGCGUGCUAGUGUCGUGCCAGUGCGACCAAGGCUACAUCGUUGUUGGCAACACAUGUCAGCGUCCCGUAACCACAGGACCUGCCGUUGAAACCACAGGACCUGCCGUUGACACCACAGCUCCUUUCAACGGAAACACCGACAGCUGCCAACGAGAACACCGCGACACCUGA